Messenger RNA from Sphenostylis stenocarpa, 801 nucleotides. NCBI's taxonomy places the organism in Eukaryota, Viridiplantae, Streptophyta, Magnoliopsida, Fabales, Fabaceae. The record is from the annotation of a GenBank genome assembly.
AUGGGGAGUUCCAUUCUUGACGCUCUGAACGUGCGCGUGGAGGGAUCCGGCGACAAGUACCUGGUUCUGGCACACGGCUUCGGCACGGACCAGUCGGCGUGGCAGCGCGUGCUCCCCUACUUCACGCGCCACUACAGCGUCAUUCUCUACGACCUGGUGUGCGCCGGCAGCGUCAACCCCGACCACUUCGACUACCGCCGCUACACCACGCUCGACGCCUACGUCGACGACCUACUCAACAUCCUCGAUGCCCUCCGCGUCACCCGCUGCGCCUACGUCGGCCACUCCAUCUCCGCCAUGAUCGGCAUGCUCGCCUCCAUCCGCCGCCCCGACCUCUUCUCCAAACUCAUCCUCAUCGGCGCCUCCCCCAGAUUUCUGAACGACAAGGACUACCACGGGGGAUUCGAACAGGGAGAGAUCGAGCAGGUGUUCUCCGCAAUGGAGGCGAACUACGAGGCGUGGGUCAACGGCUUCGCGCCGCUAGCGGUGGGGGCGGACGUGCCGGCAGCGGUGCGGGAGUUUUCUCGGACGCUGUUCAACAUGCGGCCGGACAUCUCGCUGUUCGUGUCGCGCACGGUUUUCAACAGCGACCUGAGGGGGAUUCUGGGUCUGGUCAGCGUCCCAUGCUGCAUCAUGCAAACGGCACGUGACAUGUCCGUGCCGGAAACCGUGGCGAAAUACAUGAAGGAGCACAUCGGCGGGAAAAGCACCAUCCAGUGGCUGGACACGGAGGGCCACCUCCCGCACCUGAGCGCUCCGUCGUACCUGGCUCGGCAGUUGGAGAUUGCGCUCUCGCAGUAG